Molecule: messenger RNA, 1838 nt
Organism: Nanorana parkeri
Lineage: Eukaryota; Metazoa; Chordata; Amphibia; Anura; Dicroglossidae
Gene: PRR7
Product: proline rich 7, synaptic
Exons: 2
Coding region: 374-1162 (262 amino acids)
Source: RefSeq, a predicted model, not a curated record
CAACUUCAAGAAAAAUCAAACAUUUUAUAAAAGAAUGUUAUUUAAAGAAGGCCCUCCUUAGACUUGCCUAGAAGCCAUAUCUCUGGUUUCUUCAAACAUUUAAUAAGAUCAUCCAAAGAUAAUCUUCCAAAACCAUACACUAUGCUUCCUGACAUAAACUGAUUUCCACUAUCUGCGCUCAGUAUAAAACAUACUUCAGGUUAUGCUUACUGAAUGUGAACUGUUUGUAAUCGCUUGGACUUCAGAGCAAUCACCCCAAGCAGUGCUGAACAAAAUGAUUUAUAUGCAGUAAUCACCACAACAGCAAAGCACACGAUGAAGAGAACUGAGUAAAUGAAUAAUAAGAUUACGAAAAGAAAGAGCUGGGAAUGAUAUGCCAUCUUUGCACAAAGAAUACCUGACACUGGUGCCCCCGUCUGUAAAUCUGCAGUGCGUGUUUGGGGGUUCAUGCCCCUCUGUAUGGCAGAAUAAGAUGGUUAUGUCUCAGGGCACAUACACUUUUCUUAGUUGUUUCGCUGGUUUCUGGCUUAUCUGGGGACUCAUAGUACUUCUGUGUUGCCUGUGCAGUUUCCUAAGACGCCGCAUGAAGAGACGUAGAGAGGAGAGGCUGCGGGAGCAGAGCCUGCGCUCUGUACACAUCGAACCACUACAGUACGAGGAGUAUGUCAGCAGCCCCCGCAUCCCUGUGGCACAUCGGAUUCGGGCACAACAGGCAGCCCAGCCACCACCACAACAGCCAGCAGCAGCACAAGCUCGACCAUGGUCUGCUACCCGUAGGAAUGAACCAGACUUGUCUCAGCCACCUUGCUAUGAAGAGGCUCUACUCAUGGCUGAACCCCCACCACCGUACAGUGAGGUCCUUACUGAUACUCGAGGCAUCUACAGGAAAAUUCUCAGUCCUUUUCUGUCUGUUCAGGAUGAGCUUGUGAAACCAGAGCAACCCCUGAGCCAUAAACAACAUCUCACAGGACAACAAAAUACUCAACCACUUCCUGGCGCCCUAAGCUCACAGAUUCCACCCAAUCCACCUCAAGAAGCACCAAGCCGAAGACGGCCAUCUUGGUCAGGUUCUGAAAUUGGAAGUGGGGUACUGCCUGGAUUGCCAAGGGGCUGCCAACUGAUAUUCCCAAUCCCCCUGCUGGGCAGGACUACAGCCGUUUAAACCAGUAUGGAAGUUGCUGUGGGUCCAAAGAGCCUGAGGAAGUUGGAGCUUGGUCUGUGAACCUGAUAAAAUGAUCAUGUUCUUAACAUUGCAUUCAUAAUGACAUUGCAGCCAUUUGGUUAUCUGAACACGACUAUACAAUGUGGGCCAUAUCUGUGUAUCUCUGAAAGUUAGGAUGGGAGGGACCGCAGUACUCUUGGACAGAUAUAUAAACUUGUAUAACUCACCGACAAAUGCUGAUGUGUGCAGUCAGAGCGGAUCUGCUUCUGACAACAUCUAUCCUCUGCUUGCCAGAGACACUGACAGACUACAGGCUCACUUUAUAUAUUUACAUUUUCAGUUGCACUUCCUGUUUGUGGGAUUAAAGUUUGGCAGUCAUGACGUGUAUGUGAACUGCCAGCUAGGUGAUGGUGUCCAUUUCUGUAUGUUGUACAUACUGAGAGGAUCCUGUUCUCUGUAUUAAGAUAUUCAAUACAAUUAAUCUGAAAGGGCUUCACAUUGAACAUUUUGGAACACUUUCAAGUUGUGUUAUGGUGAAUGAUAAAAUGUUUUCUCAUAUACCAAGCUAACACUGUGGAAGCUGAAGUCAUCUGUGCAGUGAUACAUGACUACUUCAUUGUACUCUGAAUGGAAAUUUGAUCUGUCAUUUUUAUCAGCAUUACCAUGAAUACGUUUC